AUGGCAACUUCACUGAUUGGGAAAAUAGAUAUAUUCGAUGACUCUAGAGAAAAAUGGGAAUCUUUUGUAGAAAGACUUGAACAGUAUUUCCUUGCAAAUGACGUUGAUGCGGGCAAACAAAACCACUUGAGUCCCAAACCGAUUGUUAUAGCAGAGCGAUUCCGUUUUCACAAGAGAGACCAGAGACCUGACGAGAGUGUGAGAGACUAUAUUGCCCAAUUACGUAAAUUAUCAGAACACUGUGCAUUUGGAGGUGCUCUGGACGACACAUUGAGAGACCGUUUGGUUUGUGGACUGCGCUGUGAGAACACACAGAAGAAGUUACUCUCGAUAGCCCAACUAACAUUGAACAAAGCACUGGAAAUAUAUGUUGCCAUGGAAACAGCCACUAAGGAUGCUGCUGAACUUCAGAAUAAGCAUCGUGGAUUAGCAUCUGUAAACAAGUUUGUAAGUCAGAAACGCCCAGCUAAGAAACCACAGAAAACAGAGACAAAGUGUUAUCGUUGUGGGAAAGAGGGCCAUCUACAGCAAGACUGUCAUUUCAAAAAUGCAAACUGUAGGAAAUGUGGGAAAAAGGGACACAUUGAACGCGUGUGUCGCAGCAAGAAUAGCCAGUCACGACAAAAGUCGCAGAAGGCACACUUUCUUACGGAAAAGAGUGAUGAUGAAGAGUACAUAGCAAGUUUGGAAAUUCAUCAAAUGAGUGGAAAUUCCAAAGAAAUUAUUUGGAUACAGCCAAAAGUCAAUGGAUUGGAUUUAAAGAUGGAGCUCGAUACUGGAUCCGCUCUCUCUAUUAUCAGUAAGGCAGAGUUUGUGAAGAAUUUCAAAGGCCUAAAGUGGGAAAAGAGUGACCUUACAUUAAAGACAUAUUCAGGAGAAGUUAUAACUCCACUUGGUUUUGUUCAAGUACCUGUAGUGUUGAAAGGGUCAGAAGAAGUGUUACCUUUGUACAUCGUCCAGAGAGGUGGACCACCGUUACUCGGACGACAGUGGAUGAAUGCCUUGUGUGGGAAGCAGUGGAUUGAUAGACUUUCCAUGAAUUAUGUAGACUCUCAGGCAGUAUCACCUCAACAAGGGAUUCAGAUCAUUCUUGAGAAAUAUCAGUCAGUUUUCAAAGAAGAUCUUGGUACUUUGAAGAAUAUAAAGGCCAAAUUCUCCCUGAAACCUGAUACAAAGCCAAAGUUUUGUAAGGCUCGACCUGUGCCACAUUCACUUAAACCAGCAGUGGAUAAUGAGCUAGAUCGACUUCUCAGCUUAGGAAUCCUGGAACCAGUGGAGCAUAGCGAGUGGGCAACUCCCAUAGUCGUGGUGCCAAAGAAAGACAACACUGUUCGGAUAUGUGGUGACUUUAAAGUAACGUUGAAUCAGUGUAUCAAUGUAGACCAGUACCCGCUUCCUCGGGUAGAUGAAAUAUUCUCAAACCUUGCAGGAGGAAAACACUUCACCAAACUGGAUCUUAAAAAUGCAUACCUGCAAAUGGAAAUUGAAGAGGAUCACCAGAAAUACCUCACCAUCAAUACUCAUAGAGGAUUGUUCCGUUUUAACAGGCUCAUGUAUGGAGUGGCAUCCGCACCAGCAGUAUGGCAGAGGGCCAUGGAUCAAGUACUGCAGGGGAUCAACGGAACACAUUGCAUGAUUGAUGACAUGAUAAUAACUGGUUCGACGACUGAGGAGCAUCUUGGCAAUUUAGAGAAAGUUUUGUCAAGACUGCAGAACUUCAACCUGAGAGCAAAUAUCAAGAAAUGUGACAUUUUUAAAGACAGUGUAGAAUUUUGUGGUCACAAAGUUGACAAAGAUGGCUUACAUAAAACAGAAGAGAAGGUGAAAGCAGUGGUGGAAGCUAAGAUUCCAGAGAAUGUGACAGAGUUACGUGCAUUCCUUGGGCUUGUGAAUUAUUAUGGAAAGUUCAUGCCCAACUUGUCUACUGUUUUGAGACCUCUACACAAGCUCUUAGAGAAGGACAGGAAGUGGAACUGGACGAAUGAGUGCCAAACAGCAUUCAGAUAA
Messenger RNA from Saccostrea cuccullata (small rock oyster), 2007 nucleotides. RefSeq lists its product as uncharacterized. Bases 1 to 2007 code for a protein of 668 amino acids. The transcript is spliced from 2 exons. The record is from RefSeq and is a predicted model, not a curated record. Gene Ontology annotation, molecular function: zinc ion binding; nucleic acid binding. Lineage: Eukaryota; Metazoa; Mollusca; Bivalvia; Ostreida; Ostreidae.